UCACAAAAACGGACUUCGUGCGGCAGCAACAGCCCAACAACCAAUUGCGUCUACUUCGAUCCCCGUUGGUUCUGAAUGCUUCUUCCCCCGCCUUCGCCAACUGCCAGUUUCGUAAACUGCGCCUGGAAGCUCGUAAUAUUUAUCGAGGUUGUGAGCAUUAUGGCAUGCUGUUAAGGUGGAAUUGGUCUCGCACUUCUCUGAGGGUGUGAACGACGUUUUGGAAGCGGCUCGUGAGGUGGAGGAGGGACUGAAAAUAUCGUUCUUAUUGUUUGGGGAUUGACAGAGCACGCCAAUUCGUUUGAGCGCGUCAAUACUUUGUCGAGGAGGGAGAACUUUGCGGGAAAGGUCGGAGUAAGUUACAUACGCAGCUUGUAAGAAGAGUAUGCACCUUUUUUGCUCGUUGCAACACCUCACUGGCUGGGAUUUCACUGUUGGUUCGUUGGCACGACGCGAACCUUCGGGGAUUUGGCUGUAGAUGAAGGUACUACAGGGGUGCGUUUCAUAUUCUAAGCGAAAAACAGGUUGCGUUGUAGUUUGUGCCGUUUCGAGAAUCGUAGUUUUCAACAGGGAAAGGUGCAUUUAGUUGAGGUAGUACUUUUUCAGCACCCUGUUUAUUGGACUUGUAUCUAGCUUCGAGGAUGGUGGAGUGUUCUCAGUGCAAUGUUUUUUUCAGAAGAGCCUGUAGCGGUACAAAAUGUUUGCAAGUAAGAGCACUGUGAGCAGGUGAAAUUGUUUCUAGUAAGUAUUGGUCGCUUGUAAAUCGGAACGAGCAGUUCGAGAUAGGAUACAAGUCGAAGAUGUCUUCGAAGACGUUACAGUAUUUUCGCAAUCGGUCCGGCAGAGAGCCGUAAGCAGAGCGCAGACCACGUCGUCAUUUGAACCUCUGUAUCUCAGAUCGAGGGUUACAAAAUCUUCUUCAAAGUUCAGCACGGUAAGGAAUAGGUGACUAGCAUUUGCGAGUUCAGCCAAAACUUGCUGUUCGUGACAUGAAGGAACUCCCAGCAGAUAUGAGCUGCAGUAGAGCUUUCCUCAAAGUCUCGCGCAAUCGAAUUUACAGAAAAGUAGAAUACCUUGCUGGCUUGAAAGAAAACAAACUGCUGCAAUCGAUCGAGCUUCUUGGAUCAGCCCCUCUUGCGAUUUUGAAGGAGUGCUGAAUAUCCAAACGAUCAUCAUGUCUCUCGAGGAGGAAAGAGACGAGCAGAAGUUGUCAAGCCACGAGAACGGAGUGCAUCACACGGUCAUUCUCGGCUGGAGCAACAAGAUGGCCUCGCUGCUGCGACAGCUGGCCGUUGCCAACGAAAGUUUGGGCGGUGGGAAGAUCACAGUCGUAGCUGCCAGGGAGCUAGAGCAAAUGCAGCUGGCGCACAAGCUUCAUAAUACGGACAUGUUGGGGACGACUGUGACUUACAUCUGCGGCAGUUGCCUUAAUACUCAAAUUCUUCGCGAGGCGUCAAUCGACACAGCCAGCGCUGUAAUCGUGCUCGCUGAAAGCCAGGACGCGGAGGAGAGUGACCAGCUCGCGGUGAUUAUCGUCAGAAAAAUCUUGAAAGUAGUGGAUGCAGAAAGUUUCAAGGGCCACAUUGUCGUAGAGGUGAUGGACGUCGAGAAUGAGCCCUGGAUAAAGAAAGCUGGCGGGGAUUUGGUGGAGACUGUGGUGCCCAAGGACGUGAUCACUCGUCUAAUGAUCCAAUGCGCUCGCCAGCCUGGCCUCGCACAGGUGUGGAAAGAUAUCCUAGGGUUUGACAAGGCGGAGUUUUACAUCAAGCGGUGGCCGGAGCUUGACGGGAUGCGGUUUAUUGAUACUCUCAUCAGUUUCCCGGAUGCCAUCCCUUGCGGAAUCAAAGUUGCUAGCCGGAGCAAGAUAGUGCUGAACCCGGACGACGAAUAUAUCCUCGCGGAAGGCGAUGAGGUGCUCGUCAUUGCCGAUGACGACGAGUCAUACGCUCCGUCCACUUCCCUCCCGGACGUCCAUCUCCGCAAUCCUCGCAAGUCCAUGGAGUACCUAAUCACAGCAAAGGCGGUUAAGAAGCUUCUCAUCUGCGGAUGGCAGCGCGACAUGGAAGACAUUGUUCUAAUUCUGGAUCAGACACUCGGAACAGGCUCUGAGGUUUGGAUCUUAAGCGAGGUGCCGGAGUUGGAGCGGGAGAGGCGCCUGAAGGAACAUGGCGUCACGGUCGAAACUCUUGUCAAUGUGAAAUUGAACCACUGCACAGGAAAAGCUACUGACAAGAAGGACCUCGAUGAGCUCCCUCUCGAAACAUUCGAUUCCAUUCUCCUUGUAGCAGACGGAGAUACGUCCUUCUUCGACGGGGAACAAGGUCCUUUAUCGACGUUGAUAAUGAUCAAAAGCAUCCAGGCAAAGAGGCUGCCUUACUGGGAAGCCAGGGCAGUGCAAAUACGGCCAGCAGGGAAUGACAAGAGCAGCUGGAUCGACGAGCUCCAGCAGUGCUCCGCACAAUCGAUUAUCGUUAGCGACGUGCUGAACGCGGAAACGAAAAAAGCCAUCGACCAGACGGACGUGGAGUACGACAUCGAAAUCUCGGAUGAGAUGGUAAGUAUGGCGCUGGCCAUGGUGGCAGAAGACAGACGCAUCAGCGGCGUGCUCGACGAGCUCUUUGCCGAGGAAGGCAAUGAAAUGUUCAUUAGGCCCGCAGAGCUCUACCUGAACGAGGAUGCGGAGGAGCUCACCUUCUAUGACAUCAUGGUUCGAGCUCGGCUGCGCAAGGAGAUUGUCAUCGGCUAUCAUCGGAAAUUCGAGGAGGAGCCCGUGAUCAAUCCUGCCAACAAGGCGGCCCGGAAGCAAUGGCACUGGGAUGAUAGCUUCAUUGUCCUGAUCGAGCGCUACUGAUUCGAAAUCAUUCCAAGUUCGAUUAGAAUUCCUCCUCGCCUGCCACGAAAGCUUCCCCACUUCUCAAAACAUCUUACCAGUGACUCUACUGUACCUCUUCCGCAUUUUGGUUGGAUUACUUCAGAGAGCAUUGAGAGAACCGAGAUCUCACCUCUGUGAGAUAAAAAAAACAAUUGAACAGCCGCUGUAGACAUUUCCAAUUUUGUAGUCUGUGAGAACAUGCACCUUGUUAUUGUUGAGACUCUGCUUACAGAAUCAUUUUCAAUCUUGCGUGUUGUGUGUUAGAAUUGUAAAUAGAUGGAAGUAUAUGUUAUGAAGCAUCUUAGCGUAAGGAUACGUUUCCCACAUGUGAGGGCCUCGGUAUUCUGAGUCCGAAUGUGUCUACUGCUCGUAGUAAUCUAGUACGAUACACGCUUGGCCUCACCGUGGGAUACUCGGUUUUCGUGCCAUCAUCCGUGGCUUAAGCUGGGAUCGUCAACCUUGACAUAAGUGACAUAAAUGAAAUGCUGCUCACAUGAGAACAGCAUUUUUUUU
Physcomitrium patens is the source of this 3382-nucleotide messenger RNA. RefSeq names its product putative ion channel CASTOR. NCBI's taxonomy places the organism in Eukaryota, Viridiplantae, Streptophyta, Bryopsida, Funariales, Funariaceae. The record is from RefSeq and is a predicted model, not a curated record. Gene Ontology annotation, biological process: monoatomic ion transport.